Mesitornis unicolor (brown roatelo) is the source of this 1431-nucleotide messenger RNA. RefSeq names its product RAB guanine nucleotide exchange factor (GEF) 1 (gene RABGEF1). The coding region runs from base 173 to 1150 and encodes 325 amino acids. The transcript has 7 exons. Lineage: Eukaryota; Metazoa; Chordata; Aves; Mesitornithiformes; Mesitornithidae. Gene Ontology annotation, biological process: vesicle-mediated transport. Gene Ontology annotation, cellular component: cytosol; endocytic vesicle. Gene Ontology annotation, molecular function: guanyl-nucleotide exchange factor activity; small GTPase binding. The record is from RefSeq and is a predicted model, not a curated record.
GGCUUCCCCUACUGAAGCAGAGAUCCAAGAGGCCAAGGCUCCCAGCCCCUCCAUAAACAGGCAGGCCAGCAUCGAGACAGACCGAGUGUCCAAGGAGUUCAUAGAAUUUCUCAAGACAUACCAUAAACCUGGCCAAGACAUCUAUAAGCAGUGUAAACUGUUUUUGGACACAAUGAGUCGUAAAAGGGACUUAAGCAUUGAGGAGCAAUCUGAGUGUGCCCAGGACUUCUACCAAAAUGUAGCAGACAAAUUACAGACGCGUUGGAAAGUGCCCCCUGAAAAAGUUGAGAAAGCAAUGGAUCAGAUUGAAAAAUACAUUAUGACUCGACAGUAUAAAUAUGUCUUUUGCCCUGAAACAACCGACGAUGAGAAGAAAGAUCUUGCUGUCCAGAAGAGGAUCAGGGCUUUGCACUGGGUGACUCCACAGAUGCUGUGUGUUCCCGUCAACGAAGAAAUCCCAGAAGUCUCCGAUAUGGUUGUAAAAGCCAUUACGGAUAUUAUCGAAAUGGAUUCCAAGCGUGUCCCUCGUGAUAAGUUAGCGUGCAUCACCAAGUGCAGCAAGCAUAUAUUUAAUGCUAUUAAAAUCACCAAAAAUGAGCCAGCUUCUGCUGAUGACUUCCUCCCAACGCUGAUAUACAUUGUUCUGAAGGGAAACCCACCCCGCCUGCAGUCCAACAUCCAGUACAUAACGCGCUUCUGUAAUCCCAGCAGGUUAAUGACAGGAGAAGACGGCUACUAUUUUACCAACCUGUGCUGUGCCGUGACCUUCAUUGAAAAACUGGAUGCUCAGUCUUUAAAUCUAAGCCAAGAAGAUUUUGAUCGCUUUAUGACGGGUCAGACGUCUCCAAAGAAGCAAGAAUCGGAGAGUUUUUCACCUGACGUGUGCCUGGGGGUUAAGCAAAUGUAUAAAAACUUGGACCUCCUGUCGCAGCUGAAUGAGAGACAGGAGAGAAUUGUCAGUGAAGCCAAGAAGCUUGAGAAAGACCUGAUAGAUUGGACUGAUGGGAUUACAAAGGAAGUCCAAGAUAUUGUUGAGAAAUAUCCCUUAGAAAUUAAACCCAAAAACCAAGCCUUAGCAGCUAUUGACUCUGAAAAUGUGGAGAAUGACAAGCUGCCCCCACCACUGCAGCCUCAGGUCUAUGCAGGAUAAUUAUCAGUGUUAACUUUGAAAAGCAUCGUUACCCUCACCUCCUGCUCUCUGCUACUUGGGAAGGGAAAUAAAAUUAAGACUAAAAAAGAAAAAAUCAGAUGAGCUUAAAUCAGUACAUUUUUAAAGGUACAUCUUUUUUUUGUUAAGUGUAAUGAAUUGUAUUUAUUUUAGUCAGGUAGAUUUCUAUUAGGCUUUUGUGGGGUUUUGAACUGAAUUUAAAUUUUCUACACAAACCGGUGUAAUUUUUAAGCAACACUAGAGACCAUUGGCAUCUUUCCUGA